AUGCUCGUUCCACCAGAUGCCCAAUUGGGCACCUCCAAACUGCUUUAUCACAUCAACAAAUUCUGCAAUGAUCGAGUCGUGUACAGACGCAACCAAAUUGCGAAAACAAUUCGCGAAAUCACCAAAAUAGUGCAGGACAUCUUAAAGGAGGUUGAAGUGCAAGAGCCUCGUUUCAUCUCCAGUCUAAACGAGUGCAAUGGUCACUUUGAGGGCCUUGAGGUCAUUUCUCCCAAUGAGUUUGAAGUGGUCCUUUACCUCAAUCAGAUGGGCGUCUUCAACUUUGUCGACGACGGUACGCUGCCUGGCUGUGCUGUGCUUAAGCUGUCAGACGGCCGCAAACGCUCGAUGUCACUUUGGGUAGAGUUUAUCACCGCCAGCGGCUACCUCAGUGCGCGAAAAAUUCGCUCUCGCUUCCAGACACUGGUAGCACAAGCGUGUGAUAAGAUAGCGUACCGUGAUAUGGUGAAGAUGAUCCCCGACACGAGCGAAGUGAAGCUGCGCAUUCGAGAGCGGUACAUCGUGCAAAUCACGCCAGCGUUUCGCUGCAGUGGCCUUUGGCCUCGAUCAGCCUCACACUGGCCGCUGGCCACCUGCAGUUGGCCGCCGCCUAAUUUGGUCGCAGAAGUGAAGGCGGAGGGUUUUGAUCUGCUCAGCAAAGAAUGUGUUUCACUUCAGGGAAAACAGAGCUCAAUGGAAGGCGACGCCUGGGUGCUGAGCUUCCUCGAGGCAGAGAACCGCCUGCUGCAGGGCGGCUGUCGGAAGAAGUGUCUCUCGGUGCUGAAGACACUGCGCGACCGUCACCUCGACCUGCCUGGCUCGCCCAUCGGCGAGUACCACAUGAAGACGCUGCUGUUGUACGAGUGUGAGAAGCACCCGAGGGAUGGCGAGUGGGAGGAGGUGGCACUGGGCGACCGAAUCAACGGCAUUCUCCUCCAGCUGAUCAGCUGUCUGCAGUGUCGACGCUGUCCGCACUACUUUCUCCCCAACCUAGACCUCUUCCGUGGGAAAUCGCACAGUGCACUAGAAAAUGCAGCCAAGAUGACCUGGCGACUGACACGGGAGCUGCUAACGAAUCCAAAAAGCCUUGACAAGCUUUAG
This is a messenger RNA of Rhagoletis zephyria (snowberry fruit fly), 1098 nucleotides long. The record is from RefSeq and is a predicted model, not a curated record. NCBI's taxonomy places the organism in Eukaryota, Metazoa, Arthropoda, Insecta, Diptera, Tephritidae.